Molecule: messenger RNA, 3176 nt
Organism: Synchiropus splendidus (mandarinfish)
Lineage: Eukaryota; Metazoa; Chordata; Actinopteri; Syngnathiformes; Callionymidae
Product: aminopeptidase N-like
Exons: 21
Coding region: 178-3075 (965 amino acids)
Biological process (GO): peptide catabolic process; proteolysis
Cellular component (GO): cytoplasm
Molecular function (GO): peptide binding; zinc ion binding; metalloaminopeptidase activity
Source: RefSeq, a predicted model, not a curated record
UGUUGAUCCAGCCACAUUCCUCCUCCUCUCACUGUUUUUGUUCCCUCCCUCCAUCCCAGAGGAAAUGUGGGAGCAAACCAGCAGCCUGGUCCAGUCCAGGACCAGACGGGAUCCCGAGCCGACGCCUCUCCAGCAGCUCCGGCAUGUAGACCGCGCCGGCAGCGCCAGCAUCUCGACAUGGGGCGGGUCUACCGCGUGGGCAGGAACGUGGCUCUGGGGCUCGUGGUGGCGGCCGUGUGCGCUCUGCUCACCAUCAUGGCUCUGUCCGUGGCCCUCAACACGGAGCGAGUGCGGAGCCGAGGCCGGCACGGCGCCGGCGCCACCCCGCCGACACCUGUCUCCACCCCUGCUGCGGCCAAGCAAGCCUGGGAGCGCUACAGACUUCCGGCCUCCCUCCGCCCGCUGGCCUACGAGGUCCUCCUGUGGCCCCGGCUGACCCCCGACCACGAGGGCCUGUACGUCUUCAGCGGGCGCUCCACGGUGGUCUUCGAGUGCCGGGCCGAGACCGACCUCAUCAUCAUACACGCCAGCAAACUCAACUUCACCCAGCAGGACGGGCUCCACGCCGAGCUGCGCGGACACGGCGGCUCCAGAGCUCCGGCGGUCCGCAGCUCUUGGCUGGUGGCCGAGACGGAGUUUCUGGUCCUGCAGCUGAGCGGCAGCCUGACGGAGGGGGCCCAGUACCGGCUGAGCACCGAGUUCGUGGGCGAGCUGGCGGACGACCUGAAAGGUUUCUACAGGGGCCAGUACGUGGAGGACGGCGAGAAGAAGCUGCUGGCCGUCUCUCAGAUGCAGCCCACCUACGCCAGGAAAGCCUUCCCGUGCUUCGACGAGCCCGCCAUGAAAGCUCGCUUCAACAUCACCCUCGUCCACCCGCCCGGCACCGUGGCGCUGUCCAACAGCCGGGAGGCAUCGGUGGAGGAGACUCGGAUGGGAGACGUUUCCGUGACAGUCACCAGGUUUGAGCCCACAGUGCUGAUGUCCACCUACCUGCUGGGCUUCCUCGUCUGCAACUUCGAAACCAUCCACUCACCAGACCCCGGCUGCCCGACCAUCAGGAUCUGGGCCCGGAAGAAGGCCAUCCUGGACCGACAGGGAGACUACGCUGCCAACGUCACCUGCCGCAUCCUGACGUUCUUCGAGCAAUACUACGACUUCCCCUACCCGCUGGACAAGUCCGACCAGGUGGCUCUGCCCGACUUCAACGCCGGAGCGAUGGAGAACUGGGGCCUGAUCACCUACCGGGAGACGGCUCUGCUGUAUGACCGCGACAGUUCGUCCACCGGAAACAAACAGCGGGUAGCGACCGUCAUCGCUCACGAACUGGCUCACAUGUGGUUCGGGAACCUGGUGACCAUGAGGUGGUGGAACGACUUGUGGCUGAACGAGGGCUUCGCCUCGUAUGUGGAGUACCUGGGGGCGGACUUCGCCGAGCCCACCUGGAGCUUGAAGGACCAGAUUGUUCUGUACGACGUCCAGCGGGUGUUUCAAGUGGACGCGCUGGCCUCCUCUCACCCGCUGUCCCGGCCCGAGGAGGAGGUCAACAGCCCGACGGAGAUCAACGAGAUGUUCAGCACCAUCUCCUACUACAAGGGGGCGUCGGUGCUCAGGAUGGUGUCGGGCUUUCUGGGUGAGAAGGUGUUCGCCCGAGGAGUCGCUUCCUACCUGAAAAGCUUCCAGUACGGGAACACGGUCUACAGCGACCUGUGGACUCAUCUCCAACAGGAGGUGGAUUCCACCCCGGGCUCGAAGAUCCCACGUGCCGUCCACGACAUCAUGAACCGCUGGACUCUUCAGAUGGGCUUCCCUGUGGUGACCGUCGACACCCGGACAGGAAGCGUCUCCCAGAAGCACUUCCUGUUGGACCCGGAGUCCGUGGUGACGCGGCCAUCGCUCUUCAACUACGUCUGGUUGGUCCCAGUGAAGUGGAUCAAGUCGGGUGUGGACCAGGAGCAGUACUGGCUGCUCCAGGAGAGAGGCUCCAACAGGAAGAUGAGGGUCUCGGGAGACGACUGGGUUCUGGCCAACACCAACGUGUCAGGAUACUUCCGGGUCAACUACGACCUGGACAACUGGGAGCGCCUGCUUGCUCUGCUCAACAGGGACCACCAGGCGCUGCCCGUGGUCAACCGCGCUCAGCUCAUCGACGACGCCUUCAACUUGGCUCGCGCCAAGAUGGUGAGCUCCACGCUGGCCCUGAGGACCACCACCUACCUGAGCCAGGAGAGGGACUUCAUCCCCUGGGAGGCUGCCCUGGCCAACCUGGAGCACUACAUCCUCAUGCUGGACCGCAGCGAGGCCUACGGAGCGCUGCAGGCGUACCUGAGGAAGCAGAUCCAGCCGCUCUUCCAGCACUUCAGGGGACUCACGGCCAACUGGACCCGGGUUCCUGCGGGACACAACGACCAGUACAACCAGGUCAACGCCAUCGCCACCGCCUGUCGCAUGGGGCUGAGCGCCUGCCGGGAGCUGACCCGCGGCUGGUUCAGGAAGUGGAUGGAGAACCCCAGGGAGAACCCGAUCCACCCCAACCUGAAGAGCACGGUCUACUGCAACGGCGUGGCCUUUGGCGGCGCCGAGGAGUGGGACUUCACCUGGAGGAUGUUCCAGAACGCCACGCUGGCAUCUGAAGCCACGCGCCUGAGGGGGGCGCUGGCUUGCACCAAGUUGCCCUGGCUGCUCAACAGGUAUCUGAGCUACACUCUGGACCCCACCAAGAUCCGAAAGCAGGAUGCCACGUCCACCAUCGGCUACAUCUCCAGGAACGUGAUCGGCACGCCGCUGGCCUGGAACUUUGUCCGGGAGAAAUGGAAGCUCAUCUUCCAGCAACACGGAGACUAUUCCUUCUCCUUCCCCAACAUGAUCAAAGCCCUCAGCAGGAGGUUCUCCACCGAGUUCGAGCUGCAGGAGCUCCAGAGGUUUCAGGAGGAUCACGCCCAGGUGGGGUUCGGGUCGGCCACGCAGGCCCUGCGGCAGGCCAUGGAGACCACCGCCGCCAACAUCAAGUGGGUGUCGGAGAACAAGGCGCCGGUGCUGGCGUGGCUCUCGCAGCAGGCCGCCUCAGCUGAGGGCUGAGCCCGGUCCUGGCCCUCUGUUUCCAGGUGGCCCUCUCUUCCUUCCCAACUCCCCGGGUCACGGGACGGUGCUCAAUAAACGCUGGUAAACCUCAACAUGAC